This is a messenger RNA of Hirsutella rhossiliensis, 2310 nucleotides long. RefSeq lists its product as uncharacterized. The record is from RefSeq and is a predicted model, not a curated record. NCBI's taxonomy places the organism in Eukaryota, Fungi, Ascomycota, Sordariomycetes, Hypocreales, Ophiocordycipitaceae. The transcript has 5 exons. The coding region runs from base 1 to 2310 and encodes 769 amino acids.
AUGUCCCCGACGCCGCCCACCACCGACUCUCCGCCGCACCUUCGUAGGCCUCUUACAGGAAAUAAGGGCGCUGGCGGCGACAUGACCAUGAUGUUCUUCGCCCAGCCCGACUGCCCCGUGAGGUUCGCCCACCAGGACGAGCAUCACGUGAGGGGCCUCAACGCCGAGGCCAUCGCCCGCGUCCUGCUGCCCGUCCCCCCGUGGCUGCGGGCGCUCGAAUACGAUCCCCUACGGGCCAGGGGGGACGAUGCCGAGGUCUCGUCCCUCUUCUUUAGCUUGAAUCUCUCAAUCUACGGCCAGCCGGUCGUCGACUCGGAUUGGACUGAGCAGUGGUUCUUCAUGUCCGGCCGCGUCCACCCCUACGCCCUCGCCUGGGAGGUUGAGCGCCGCGACGGUCUCGAGUCCGACGUCGGCGAGACUCUCCUCUAUACGAUGCCCGCCCUCGUCGUCCGUGACCAGGGCUACCAGCCCGUUCUCCCGCGCUCCUUGGCGCCCGACGGCCACUUCCCCUCGACGCCUCCUGUUGUCUCCUUUCACGGCGUCGUCGCCGGCUCCGGACUUGACCUCCUGCAGGCCGAUCUUCUUCCUGGUCUUGGCACCGACCAGCUCCGCUGCUGCGCCCUGAUCCAGCUAUCGACGUACAUCGCCCCUGGCGUCCCGGACAAGGUUCCCUUCAAGGGCUACCACCCCUUUCAGGUCUUUGUCAUCUUUCCCAUCUAUGCGAACCCUUGGCUCGUCCUAUGUAAGAAGCUGGCCGAGAGGUCCGCCUCUCCCUUUCUGCCUGGUACCCCGUUUACCUGCACCGGCAAGGUCGCCGGCCUUCUCGAUCAUGGCGUGAUGUGUGUCCCGCCCGGCUCGGACCGCGAUUACGUCUUCGUCGUCGUCCCGGACAGCUGGACUUUCCAUGAUAGGUCUUCCGCCGCUGCCGCCUCCGCUUCCCCGCAGGCACAGCCCCUGAGGCGCCAACCCUCUUCUGCCUCCUCCGCAUUUGACCUCGUCCGCGCCGCCUCCUACUCGCUUGCUACGCCGCCCUCGACCGCGCCGCACACGCCUUCCAAGGCUCCGGGCCCGCCUACCGAUACGCCUGUGACGCCGCCGCCCAAGUGUCAGGGCCCUACCUGGGACCCCUGGGUUACCGUGACACACCUGGGGACUACUACGGAAACCGCGGACGGGCACGGCACCCGCGGACGGGCAGCUCCGGGCACGGGCAGCUCCGGGCACGGGCAGCUCCGACGUACGCGUACGAUGGCUCCUACGACGAGCGAGACUCCGGCCAGCCUAGACGGGCCCGCCGACGACCACGACUGCAUCGAAGUACAGAUGGCUAGUCAGAAGAACGAGAGACAACCUGAUCCCCUACUUGAGGGACGAACGACAAUGCAGAGACCGUUAGAAGAGACGGCUAGAGUGGGCCGCGACUUCCAGGUCCCCCAGAAACUGACAACAGACUUGCACGAGCUCCUCCUUACGGAUUCCGACCAGGACCUCGUCCAGCAGUUCGCACACACCGUCCUUGCCGCGCAGGAGAACCCUACCCCCUUUACAGCAAAGACAGGCCGCACGAGCGGGACCCUAGACGCGGCCUGGUUACUUCGUUGGACGGUCGAACGGUCCAGCACCCGAGAGAAGGUUGCCCGUCAGAUCCUCGAACGAGCCCUCGCGAACCAGAAGGAGCUAGGCCGUCAGGCUAGAGCUCGCCAGCAAGAUCUUAUGGAUUACACGGACCAGAUCCGCGCCAUCGUCGACUACGUCCACAGCCCGGACCCGGCACAAUACAAUCAAGAUCAGGACCCGGAGCCCUUGGACAAUGGAUCGAAUCCGCGUUACGCUGACUGGAAGGCAGCAGUGGAGCGGAAGAUGGAAUUAAACGCCUACUUCUUUCCCGACGAAUUCGCUAGGAUUACGUGGAUCGCGACCCUUAUCAAGGGACAAGCGCACGAGGUCCUAGCGCCCUACCUCGCGAAACAGGACGACCUCGAGAUCAGAUCCGUGGGUCAGAUCUUCGAGCUCCUUGGGUCAGUUUACGAUAACAAGAGCCACAAGUGGGAGGCGAGGCAGCGGCUGGAUAGCCUGAAAAUGAAACAAGGGGAGUCCUUUAUCGACUUCGCAGCGAAGUUCGUAACCCUUGCGACAAAAGCAGGACUCCAUGACCGAGACCGGAUCACAGAGCUUCACAAGAAGCUCACCGGUCGGAUCCGCCUAAACAGCCAAGAUAUCUACGAGCGGUACGAGGAGCUUACGUUUGCUCAAUAUCGUGACCGGAUGACUGCCCGGUAUCUUGUUCAGGUUGACGCGUUAGAGGACUGA